UGCAGCUGGGCCACCGCGCGCGGGCGGGCACAGGUCGGGAUGCGCCGCCGCCUCUGGCUGGGCCUGGCCUGGCUGCUGCUGGCACGGGCACCGGGUGCUGCGGGCGGAUACCCGCAUCUGGAGGGCGACGUGCGCUGGCGCCGCCUCUUCUCCUCCACCCAUUUCUUCCUGCGAGUGGACCCCGGCGGCCAGGUGCAGGGGACACGCUGGAGACACGGGCAGGACAGUAUUGUUGAGAUCCGCUCUGUCCGCGUGGGUACCGUGGUGAUCAAGGCUGUAUACUCAGGCUUCUACGUGGCCAUGAAUCGCAGAGGCCGCCUCUACGGGUCGGUUCCGGGAGCGCAUCGAGGAGAACGGCUUCAACACAUACGCUUCACGACGCUGGCGGCACCACGGCCGACCUAUGUUCCUGGCACUGGACGGCCAGGGCGCUCCCCGGCAAGGCAGGCGGACACGGCGGCACCAGCUCUCCACACACUUCCUGCCAGUGCUGGUCUCGUCUUGAAAGGCGUGGAGGAGGUUAAGGAGGCACAGGCGGCAUCGAAGGCCUGGAAAAUCUGGAAUUGGGCAGCAAGGGGCUCAGAGCAGAGGCCCUGGGCCCACACAUGCCCUUCCUUAUGUCACGAGCCGGGUGGGCGCCUGCUGUGUGCCAGACAUGGAGACAUAGCAGGGUCCCUACAGGCCAGGCCAGCUCUCAGGGGCACAAAACUGGCAGCUCCCAUCCAUCUAGUUUGGCGGUGAGGGCACUGCCAGGUUCAGCACGACAUGCUCUUGGCACAGCAUGGAGAGGCUUGAAGGUGGGGACACCAGGCGGAUGAGAAAGUAAAGACAGGGAGGCUGGCGGGGAGUGGACACAGACUAUUGUCCCAUGUGAUCAGAGUAGGAGCUGCAGCUAAGAGCACUUCCUGGCCCUUCAGGGGGACUGAAUGUGGUUUUCCCAUGAGGUCACUCAGUCACCUGUAUAACCCACUCCAGAGGAUCCAAGCCCCACCCCUGCGGGCAACUUACACAUGUGUACAUACCCUGCUCCCCAUAUGCAUAGAAAAGACACUUUUUUUUGAGACAGUCUCUACAUAUCCCUGGCUGUCCUGGAACUCGUUCUGUAGACCAGGCUGGCCUCGAACUCACAGAGACCCGCCUGCCUCUGCCUCCCGAGUGCUGGGAUUACAGGCUGCGCCACUUGCGGGGCUGAAGUGGAUGAGUUCACUGCCCGUGUUCCCUGGAGUCACUGGGAGUCAGCUGGACCACAGCCUGGAGCCGCCAGCGUCAGCUUGUGUCCCAGAGCCAUCAACAAUAAAUGUCUUAAGCCUUGGUGA
Mesocricetus auratus (golden hamster) is the source of this 1316-nucleotide messenger RNA. RefSeq names its product fibroblast growth factor 22 (gene Fgf22). The transcript has 3 exons. The record is from RefSeq and is a predicted model, not a curated record. Lineage: Eukaryota; Metazoa; Chordata; Mammalia; Rodentia; Cricetidae. Bases 40 to 741 code for a protein of 233 amino acids. Gene Ontology annotation, molecular function: growth factor activity; fibroblast growth factor receptor binding. Gene Ontology annotation, biological process: positive regulation of gene expression; positive regulation of cell population proliferation; regulation of cell migration. Gene Ontology annotation, cellular component: cytoplasm.